Elgaria multicarinata webbii is the source of this 1831-nucleotide messenger RNA. RefSeq names its product phosphoglucomutase 3 (gene PGM3). The coding region runs from base 84 to 1718 and encodes 544 amino acids. Gene Ontology annotation, biological process: UDP-N-acetylglucosamine biosynthetic process; hemopoiesis; carbohydrate metabolic process. Gene Ontology annotation, molecular function: phosphoacetylglucosamine mutase activity; magnesium ion binding. The record is from RefSeq and is a predicted model, not a curated record. The transcript has 13 exons. Lineage: Eukaryota; Metazoa; Chordata; Lepidosauria; Squamata; Anguidae.
CCCCGGAAGACGGGCGCGUUGGGAGCUUUGGCGAGAGGCAGCCGCGUCCGCCGGCGGAGCUCCAGGGUGGGGUUGCAGCAGAAAUGGAUUUUGAAGCAGUUACAAAGUACUCAAAACUUCACACCAAGCCUCCAGGACUUUCUCUUCAGUAUGGGACAGCUGGAUUCCGCACCAGGGCAGAAAACCUUGAUCACACAAUGUUUCGGAUGGGCUUGCUAGCUGUGUUGAGGUCCAAGCAGACAAAAUCCACCAUUGGCGUUAUGGUUACAGCCUCUCACAAUCCUGAAGCAGACAAUGGUGUGAAGUUGAUCGAUCCUUUGGGUGAAAUGUUGGCACCGGCUUGGGAAGAACACGCCACGCACUUGGCCAAUGCAGAAGAGCAUGAGUUACAAUGUGUGCUGACUGACAUCUGCCAGAAGGAAGCAGUGGACCUUCAGGUUGAUGCCUUCAUUGUUAUUGGCAGAGACACCAGACCUAGCAGCAAGAAGCUUUCGCAAUCAGUAAUUGAUGGUGUGUCUGUCCUCCGAGGUCAAUACCAUGACUAUGGCUUAGUAACAACACCGCAGCUGCAUUACAUGGUUUGUUGCCGAAACACUCAUGGCGACUAUGGGACGGCGACAGUGGAAGGCUACUAUCGAAAACUCUCCAAGGCCUUUGUGGAGCUAACAAAGCAGGCUACCAGCCAAAGGGACGGUCAUAUGUGCCUGAAGAUAGAUUGUGCAAAUGGCAUAGGGGCUCUAAAACUUAAAGAAAUUGAAUGCUACCUUCCGGCGUGCCUUGUAAUGCACAUAGACAACAAUGGAGCUAAAGGGCAACUCAAUCACCUGUGUGGGGCUGAUUUUGUAAAGGUCCAUCAAAAGCCUCCUGUGGGUCUAGAAAUGAAGCCUGGCGAGCGAUGCUGCUCAUUUGAUGGCGACGCUGACCGAAUUGUUUACUACUAUAUUGAUGCUGCUGGCCGUUUUCAUCUUCUAGAUGGCGAUAAAAUAGCAACUCUAAUUAGCACUUUCCUUAAAGAACUUCUGGUCAAGACUGGUCAAACCUUAACAUUUGCAGUCGUACAAACAGCCUACGCCAAUGGGAGCUCUACGCGUUAUUUAGAAGAAACCAUGAAGGUGCCUGUCCACUGUGCCAAAACUGGAGUGAAGCACUUGCAUCACAAGGCGCAGGAAUUUGACAUAGGCGUUUAUUUUGAAGCAAAUGGUCAUGGCACAGUAUUGUUUAGUAAAGUGGCUGAAAAGAAGAUUAGAUACCAGGCAGAAGAGGAAAAAGACAACCGAAAAAGAGAAGCUGCAAAAAUGCUUGAAAACACGAUUGACUUGAUAAAUCAGACUGUUGGUGAUGCUAUCUCAGACAUGCUUGUGAUUGAAGCAAUCUUGGCUUUGAAGAACUUCACGGUACCGCAGUGGGAUGCCAUGUACACAGAUCUUCCUAACCGGCAACUCAAAGUGAAGGUUGCUGACCGACGCGUCAUUGACACUACGGAUGCUGAAAGACGGGCCAUUGCGCCCCCCGGGCUGCAGGAGGAAAUUGAUGACCUCGUCAAGAAGUUUAAAUCGUCUCGAGCUUUCGUUCGCCCAUCUGGAACGGAAGAUGUGGUCAGAGUCUACGCUGAAGCCGACACCCAGGAGAGUGCAGAUAAGCUGGCGCAUGAAGUCAGCUUGGCUGUCUACCAUUUAGCAGGGGGAGCUGGAGAACCACCCAAGGCUCUUGCUUCAUGAAGCGCCGUUCUUCAAGUUGACCCUUAAACUCUCCCCCUUUCUUGUGCUGUUGCUAUUCCUUCACCUUUGCCAAAUAAACCUUUACUAUUGAAAAGAGAUCAUCUCCAUUACAA